Messenger RNA from Zophobas morio, 913 nucleotides. RefSeq lists its product as uncharacterized. The coding region runs from base 46 to 795 and encodes 249 amino acids. NCBI's taxonomy places the organism in Eukaryota, Metazoa, Arthropoda, Insecta, Coleoptera, Tenebrionidae. The record is from RefSeq and is a predicted model, not a curated record. The transcript is spliced from 3 exons.
GCGAUAUCGUAGAACAGAGGUAGUUGCAAACUGCUCUUCUUAAACAUGAAAACCACAAUCGCAUCUGUCUGUGUUUUGAUAAUUUUGACUUUCUCUUACUGUGCGGAACUACCACCUAGUUUCAAAAAAUGCAACAUAAAGCAGUCGGAUUUUAAAAAGUGCUUGAGCAACGCCGUCCAGAACGCCAUCCAGCAAUUGAAAGACCCAAUUCCUAAACUGGGUCUACACAGCAUAGAUCCAUUUUGGAUGGAAACUCUGACGAUGGAAGUAGGGAACGCUUCUGAGGGUUUGCAUCAAAUUUGGAGCAAUGUAACAGUUUACGGCUUGAGCAAACCCGUUGCUACAGAUGCAAGCUGGACUUCUGGCUCUGUCAUCACCUUAGAUCUCGAAGUGAGCUACGACCGUACGCUAGUUUUCGCCUCCAACUAUGAAGCCCACGGCGCAGUUCUUCUCCUCCCGGUUGACGUGUUUUCAUCAUUUCGUUGCGAAUUUGUGAAAGGGGGGAAGAUUAAAGUAACAUACAAAAUCCAAAAACCUAAAAAAGGGAACGGAUAUUUUAAACUGAUUAGUACUGAGGUUGUACUUGAACCCAAGAGGGCGAAAUAUAUUUUCACUAAGGUCUUUGAAAAUCAAAAUCUAACGGAUGCGUUAAACUCGGAAAUGUAUAAAAAUUGGGAGGGAGCCUGGAAGUUUAUUCAUGGGUUUUUGAAUGUUUAUGACCCAUUUUUUGAUGCAUUGCUUAGAAGCAUUUUGGAAAAAGUUCCAGCUGAUCAAAUUAUCGAUGGACUGGAUUAAACCGUGUAUUGCUUCGAACUACAGUGUUUUAAUAGGUAUAUGUUAAAAAUAAACGAAUUGUGGAAUAAUUUACAAAGUAAAAAAUAAAAAGAAAAUAAAAAAAUACAGAUUAGAAAAA